Parnassius mnemosyne (clouded apollo) is the source of this 2454-nucleotide messenger RNA. The record is from the annotation of a GenBank genome assembly. NCBI's taxonomy places the organism in Eukaryota, Metazoa, Arthropoda, Insecta, Lepidoptera, Papilionidae.
AUGCCAACGGAUUGCUCUGAAAAUUUGUUAGAAUUUAGUGACUGUUUGAGUGAAAUUGCAGCGAUUGUUGAGAAUCAAAAUGUAGAAUCUGUUUUUAUUUUAGGGGACUUUAAUGCACAUCCGGGAAAAUUAUUCUGUAAGGAAUUACUUAGUUUUUGUUUUGAUCAAAAUUGGUUAUGUGCUGAUAUGUCAAAAUUAGGUGAAAACUCAGAUACCUAUACUUUUAUUAGUGAGGCGCACGGUAGCAGGCGCUGGCUUGAUCAUUGUGUGGUCACCAAUGCUGCCUGGAAUGUGGUGGUCGGUGUGGAUAUAUAUUAUGACAUUUACUGGUCGGAUCACUUCCCACUGGAGAUACAGUGUGACCUCUCGAUGGUCAGACCUAAAUUUGAAUUGUUAAAUAGGGUAAGCAUAAAUAAGGUAGUUUGGGGACAAAGAGACGAAGGACAAAUUGCAACAUACCAUGAUCUUUGUGUAAAAAAACUGAGAGAGAUUAAUACUUUUAAUGAAUAUAUUCCAUGCUGUGAUAGAUUGUGUUAUAACCUUGAUCAUAGAAAAUCUAUAGAUACAAUGUAUAAUAAAAUUGUGACAUCAUUGUCAGAGGCCGCUGUAUCUAGUUAUAAUAAGGGAAAGUGUAGGAAGGGCGUUCGUAUUGUUGGCUGGAAUAGACAUGUCAAGGAUGCUCACCGGGACGCUAGGCAGAAAUUUAUAAAUUGGGUGUGGCAUGGCAAGCCUAUUGGUGGUAAAUUGUAUAAAGAAAUGUAUGAAUCCAAAAAGUUAUUUAAACAGAAAUUAAAAUUUUGCCAAAAUAAUGAAUACCAAAUUAAAAUGGACAUGUUAGUUCAAAAGCAUAAAAAGAAAGACUUUAAAAAUUUUUGGAAGCAAACGAAAAAGGUGACUCCUAAGCCGAGCAUCCCGGUGAGCAUUGAGGGUGUAAAUGAGCCAGGAGAGAUAGCAAACUUAUUUAAAGAGCAUUUUAGGGUAAAAUCACCGAACAUUUCAUCGCGGACGGUGUCAUAUGUUGAGGACUGCCAGACGGGCGUGCCAAUUAGUUUUGCACCGAGUGAUGUUUUUGAUAUAAUUAAAAGCAUGGCGAGGGGUAAAUCGCCAGGGCACGACGGCCUCAGCAUUGAGCACCUUCUGCACGCAGGGCCUCAUCUCUCCGGGCUUCUAGCUACUUUCUACACCCUUUGUAUUAGACAUUCCUAUCUUCCUGAGCAGCUGAUGAGAACUAUAGUUGUGCCUAUAGUAAAAAAUAAAACUGGAGAUAUCUCCGACAAAGAGAACUAUAGGCCCAUCUCAUUAGCUACUAUUAUGGCUAAGGUACUUGACAGUCUGCUUGAGCGGCAUCUCAGUGGAUAUCUAAAAUUACAUGAUGCUCAGUUCGGCUUUAAAAAGAGUCUCUCCACUGAGAGUGCAAUAUUAACACUCAAGCAUACUGUUGGGUACUACACCAAUAGGAAAACUCCAAUUUACGCUGCAUUCCUGGAUCUGUCUAAAGCAUUUGACCUGGUUAAUUAUGAUAUUUUGUGGAAGAAGUUGCGUGACGUGGUCUUACCAAGCGAGUUGAUUGAAAUUUUUAAAUACUGGUAUGGCCACCAACUAAAUCAGGUCAGAUGGACAGAGGUACUCUCUGACGAGUACAGGUUAGAGUGCGGGGUGAGACAGGGUGGCCGGACUUCACCAGCGCUCUUCAACCUGUAUAUAAACCAGUUGAUCGUUGAGCUCAGCAACACUGGUGUGGGCUGCUCAAUUGAUGGGCAUUUCGUUAAUAGCAUAAGCUAUGCAGACGACAUGGUGUUGCUGAGCCCUUCAAUUAACGCACUGAGGAUAUUAUUGAAUGUUUGUGAUACCUAUGCUGAGACCCACGGUCUCAUUUAUAACGUUAAAAAAAGUGUAUUAUUGGUGUUUCGCGCUGGAUCAAAAAUUGAAUCGAUUCCUCCUGUUAAGUUGAGGAACGUACAGUUAAAUAGGGUGUUCCAGUUUAGGUAUCUUGGUCACGUAUUAACCGAGGAUCUGACUGAUGAUGCGGACAUAGAAAGAGAAAGAAGGGCAUUGGCGGUUCGCUGUAACAUGCUGUCCCGUAGCUUUGCACGCUGUACUGAAGAAGUUAAAAUAACACUUUUCAAAGCCUUUUGUCAGUCAUUUUACACGUGCAGUCUAUGGGUUAAGUAUACGCAGAGAGCCUACAAUGCCCUUCGGGUACAAUAUAACAAUGCCUUCAGGGUGCUGAUGGGACUUCCGCGGUAUUGUAGCGCUUCAGGGAUGUUUACAGUGUACGGUACGGAUGACUUUCAUGCUAUUAUCCGAAAGAGAAUCGCAUCCCUAUUGCGCAGGGUUCGUGGGAGCUCCAAUAGCAUUCUGAGGGCAAUAUCUGAUAAAUUUGAUUGUCCCAUCCUAGGACACUGGAUGCGUAUGCACUUGCAUGUGCCUGGUGUCAUGGGGUGUCGAAAAUAA